Habropoda laboriosa is the source of this 5115-nucleotide messenger RNA. Its product is annotated as ras-responsive element-binding protein 1. The coding region runs from base 85 to 5115 and encodes 1676 amino acids. Gene Ontology annotation, biological process: regulation of transcription by RNA polymerase II. The record is from RefSeq and is a predicted model, not a curated record. Gene Ontology annotation, molecular function: DNA-binding transcription activator activity, RNA polymerase II-specific; RNA polymerase II cis-regulatory region sequence-specific DNA binding. Gene Ontology annotation, cellular component: nucleus. The transcript is spliced from 4 exons. NCBI's taxonomy places the organism in Eukaryota, Metazoa, Arthropoda, Insecta, Hymenoptera, Apidae.
CGUACAACGUUUGUUUGGAUGUUAAGUGCCGGGACCGACCUUGGGACUCCAUGAGUCGACCGCGACGCUGACGCUGAGGGAAGCAUGGAUUACUCGACGAAAGUUACUGUUAAGAGUGGCCCUGAUCAGGGACACGAGAACGAAGCGCAAGCCGAUGCUGCAUCGUCACCAUCGAGUGUCGAGUUACCGGAAAGCGCUCACCCCUGCCCUGCCUGCCCCACCGUUUUACCCACGUCCCGCGAGUUGACGAACCACCUGCGUGGCCAUAACUCGCCCCGCAGCACCGACUGCAGCGGCGAGGAUGACUACUGCUGCGGCGUGUGCAACAAGGUGCUCAGCUCCUCGAGUUCUCUGGACAGGCACGCGUUGGUGCACUCCGGGGAACGUCCGUUCAAGUGCAAAUACUGCGAGAUGACGUUCACCACCAACGGGAACAUGAACAGGCAUCUGAGAACCGCUCACAGAGGUGUCUCUCCUCACAGCUGCACCGACUCCGAGGGCAGCAGCGACUCGGAGAAACCGUCGAAGAGGCGGCACAUCGAGGAGUACAACAACAACGACAUCACCAAGAGGAACUCGCCGGACUUCAUCGAGAGACGCGAGGAGAAAUCACCGACGUUAUCUGGAAAGAGAAAGUGUACAGAUUAUCUGAGCGAUAACGAGGGUCAGAAGAGGCAUAAGAUACUGUUGAACAACUCGAGAACGGAGAUCAAGUCCCGGCCGGACGACAGUCAGAACGUGUACAAUUGUCCGGUCUGCGGGAGACAGGAUUUCGCUACCAGUGCACUUCUCGAGGCUCAUCUCGAACGUAGCCAUCCGGAAUUCCCGGCCAAGUGCGAUGCCUGCAAUUUGUCGUUCAAGAAUCACAGAGUGUUGAACCUGCAUAGAUUCAUGAUACAUUUCGCGGAACAUUCGAUAGGAAACACUGCUAGGAACCUGAGAAACUCGGUGGUAGGCUUCAACGACUUGACCUUCGUGGAUUUCUCCUCGGACAAGUUCCCGGCGAUAGCCAGAGCUGUUUGCGAGCAAUCGUUGCACAGACCAGCCUCCGGCGAGGUAGCCAAGUUCCAGUGUUCCAAGUGUUUGAGAGCAUUCCCGUGUAGAUCAGCGUUGGACGCUCACGAGACCGACUGUGGAACGACGAGCUUGCAGACCAGGACCAGCGACGACAGUCAAUCUAGAAGAGACGAUUUCUUCGCUGGCCUGGAUCUUCAGAACAAAGCUGCUCUCACGGAGGCGAAAGAAGGCAAGGAUCUGGCUGACAUUCAGAGCAUCAUAUCCGUCACUUCUGGUCCGAUAUUGCAGAACUUCCCUCGGUCUGAUGCUAGUACACCUGAAAACAACAUCAAGUUCAAUCCCAGCGUUAGUUCAUCCGGUUCUUCAGGAACGUUCUCCUCCGAGUACCACGAAGAGGAAGCUCAAGACGCGUUCGCUGCUGAGUUCAGGAAGAUGAAGCUGAAAGGGGAGUUCCCAUGCAGACUGUGCUCCGCGAUAUUCCCCAAUCUGAGAGCCUUGAAGGGCCACAACAGGGCGCACAUGGGCGUAGGGCCUGGAAUGCCUUAUCCUUGCAACAUGUGUCCUUACACCAGCACCGAUAAAGCCACUUUGGUCAGGCAUCUCAGAUCACACAACGGAGACAGACCUUACGAGUGCUCCCUGUGCAAUUACGCCUUCACCACUAAAGCAAACUGUGAACGUCACGUGAGAAACAGACAUGGGAAAUUGACGAGGGAAGAUAUCAAGAGUGUACUGAUCUACCAUCCUAACGAGGACUCCACAAACGAGAACGUGGAAAGGAGUUCUCCUAGAGUGGUGAAGGACGACGUGAGGAAGAGCCUGGUUUAUCCGUCGGAGCGUGACGAUCUUCAGCAUCAGGCGCAGAUGCACUAUCCGUCUGUGCCUAUGGAGGUUAGAGGCGAGAUCAGGAUAAUCGAGGAGGCGAAGCUACACAAUUCGGCGAUGUCGAUGCACAAUGUGAGCCAUUUCGAGAAGAGCGACUCGUUCUCGAGACCUGGCCAGCCUAUGGAGCUUAUGCAACGCGGUGGAGAGGAGGGUAAGGAUACCAAGUCGGACUAUUCGAAGCUGGACGAGGACCUGGAGUCGAGGUCGUCAGAGGGCAGCGUGUCUCUAGUCAGUGAUACCAAAUCAGAUUCGCACCAAAGAAUACAAGCUAGUCCGAUGAACUUGAAGAAGGGGCUGGCCGUGUCUGAGAACAUUACCGAGGACGGGCCAUUGGAUCUCUCUAUGGACGUGUUGGAUCUCAGCAAGAAGUCUAAGGAAAAGGAGGACAAUGAGUUCUCCGCAUCGCAUGAACAGUUUGGAAAGAGUCAGAAGGAUUUGUACAACACUACCAGCCAGUUGUUGUUGACCGAGGCUCUGUUGAAGGCUGGCCAGGGUAGCUCGCAAGCUACCUCACUGGAAGCUCUGUACGCUAAUGCUAUCUACAGGAACUUUGGCACGUUUCCAGGCAGCGUUGGAGCUGGGAUCUUACCACCUUACAUGUUCAAUCCUCAUGUAUUCGGUCAGGACUUCUCCAUGAAGGAAAGAUUGCAGAAAGAGCUGGUUAGAGGUCUGCAGUUGACCAGCGGAGGGACUUUGGUAGAACCAACCAUUGGUGGAACUGGAUUCACCUUCUCCCAGGGUAGAGACUUGAAUUCUCAGUCUGGGAACGAGCAGAACGAUUACGCCAAGCUGAUCUCGUCGAAAAUGGCUAGUAAAGGUUUGUCUAGCCGUGACAAACAGGAUACCUUGCCGUCCUCGAACUCUGUGAAGAUGGUGAUCAAGAAUGGAGUACUGAUGCCUAAGCAGAAGCAAAGGAGAUACAGAACGGAGAGACCGUUCACCUGUGAGCAUUGUUCGGCGAGAUUCACCCUAAGGAGCAACAUGGAGAGACAUAUUAAGCAGCAACAUCCUCAGUAUUGGAGUCAGAGGCCUAGAGGAGGGCAUUCGACGAGAGGAAGACCACCUUCCAGUCAUCCUACGUUGCUGCAGAACCUUGGACAGCCUGCUUCUCAAGUCUCUCAGUCGUACACUAACAUUCUGCCAAAGGUUGAACAGUCGGUGAACUCCGAGUUCACUAAACACCCUAUAUCUGACCAAGUGAAGUACGCCAUCUUGGCUCAACAGUUGAAAGCCAACAAAGUGGAAGAUAAUGAUUCUGAAGAGGAGUUGGUGAUCGACGAGGAUCCACAGGAGAAAGAGAAUCAGGAAUCUCAGGAGCAGAAGGAGAAAAGUCUGUUGAGAGGGCAAUUGGAGGGUACAGAAUCUAGCAAAGAGAGUACUGUGAAAGAAGAAGCGAAAGAGUCCGCUAAAGAAGCUUCUGAGGAGGCCAAUGCUGAGUCUGCGAAAGAGGAGGAUGAUCCAGCUGAAGAGGCAAAGUCAUCUGACACAGAGAAGGCCGAUGAAUCAGAGAAGUCAAUAGACAAGACUCCUAGCAGAGUGUUCAAGUCUGAACCUGAUGAUGUGAAGGAUGAGAAGAUGGAGGAUGGAGCAACAGACUUGGCAAGUGUGUCAGAAUUACUGGACAAUGCUUCUCAGCAGUAUCAGCAAUUUCAGCCUCAGUAUCUGAGUGAUGAAGAAGGUUUAGUCGCCUCUCAUAGUGACUGCAAUAAUUCCGGCAGCGACGAGAAGAGCGACUCUGUGAAUUCUAUAAACUCGGUGAACACCUCGUCGAAGAAGAAGAAGAAAAAGAAGAAGAAGAAGAAAAAGAAGUCUGCUUAUUCGAUGGCGCCUAACCGUGUGAUCUGUCCCUACUGUCAACGGCCAUUUCCUUGGACCUCCUCUCUCAGAAGACACAUCCUCACGCACACAGGACAGAAACCCUACCAGUGUAUCCAUUGCUCCUUGCUGUUCACCACAAAGUCAAACUGCGACCGUCACUUGCUGAGGAAGCACAAGGCGAAUCCAAAUAAGAUGCGUCGCGUGAGGAACUCUUCCUCUCCGGAUUCUCAAGCAGUGAUCAACAACAAUAACUCCUUCUCCAUGAGGAACGUUCCCGAGAGACCGUACAAGUGCAACCAAUGCCCUAGUUCAACCUUCUCCACUCUGGGUAACCUGAAAAAGCAUCGUUCCGUUAAACAUCGUAAGAUGAAGUCUAGAUCGGACACUCCGUCCAGCGAGCCUCAGAACAGCCCUCAGGAGUGCUCGAAGCAGAAUAACGAACAAAGUGAUUACGACAGUCAGUCGUCUAGUGUGUCUGAAAGCAUGGAAACCUCCUCGGUGGCGGGAAUUCCGAAAUCCAACUCGAACACCUCACCGUCGACAAAUGACACACCAAGGUCGAGGAGACCCUCGCCGAGAUCAUCACCUGGACCCAGCGACGUGCCGUUCAAGUGUCAUUUGUGCGACUGUGGGUUCGCGGAGAGACAGGAUUGCUUGGAGCACAUCAGGGUGAAUCAUAAAAGGUCCUAUGAAAUGUUGGUGACCAAAGGAGCGUUGGACAUGGACAUCGACACCGUGGAGGAUCAGCAACAACCACCGCCACAACAGCAUGCUAGCGACGGAGAGGAAAAGAGAGGUCGUUUUCCGGACUAUAGUAACAGAAAGGUGGUCUGUGCAUUCUGCAUGAGACGGUUCUGGUCCGCGGAGGAUCUACGUCGUCACAUGAGAACACACACAGGCGAACGGCCGUUUUCAUGUGACAUCUGCUGCCGGAGGUUCACACUGAAGCACAGCAUGCUGCGGCAUAGAAAGAAGCAUGAAUCCAUUGACUCUACGAUGUACGUUGGCACCAGUGGCGACGAGGAAAAUUCACCUACCCAACCGCCUACGAUCACGCCGCGAAGCCAACAACAACCGCCAGUCCUGGUGGCGGCGAACAGCGGUAAUCCCCGUAUGCAAGACAGAAUCUCUUUACCGACCGUCGCUCCAGUCGCGACUGGUGACGCAGCGCCGAGUGUACUCAUGAGAUUCAAUCCUUACGAGAAGUUAACCACGCUCACGGGGAAGCUCGCGAGUAUUCCGCAGAACGUGAAUCCAGACGUGAGCGAGAGCACGGAUAACGACCUGAUUUCUAACCUCUUGGGCAUAAGGGACAAGAGCUUCAUUGACCGAGUACUACAGGCAUCCGCUGACGACGCUGCCAAGCUUCUAGGAGUGAAACGCAACCAUGAGUGA